AUGAAUGAAAGAUGUAAAACCCUCGAAGCUCUGCUGGAGGAGACAGUAAAACAAAACGCAGAGAGACAAAAGGAGACAGAAGAAAACCACGCUGCUGCACUAGCAGAGAAGGAGCAGCAGCUGCAGCAGCUGCAGCAAGCGCUGCGAGAAGCGAUAGCGGCAGAAGAAAAUGCACAAAAAGAAAACGAAAACGUCAAAAACAAACUGAGAGAAACGGAGAGCAGCGCCAAAGGGAGAGUCGAAGAAGUGCUGCUCUCCGCGCGACGAGCAGCAGCAGCACGAGAAGCAGCAGCAGCAGAAGCUCUGAAACAGCUGCAGCAGCAGCAGCAACGCCUAGCAGCAGCAGCAGAAGAAAUAUCCAAUAUAACAAAAAGCAGAGAUGAGGCGCAGCAGCAGGCUAAACAAAUGGAAGAGGAGCUGCUGCUGCAGCAGCGGCUGGAGGCACUGAGUGCUGCUGCUGCUGCUGAUGAAGAAGGAAAGAGAGCAGCAGCAGCAAAGCAUGAGCAGCAGCUGCAGCAGCAGAAGGAGAAGCUUGAAGCAGAGAAGCAGCAAUGCAGCAGCAGCACGAAGCAAAACUAA
Messenger RNA from Eimeria mitis, 579 nucleotides. RefSeq lists its product as uncharacterized. The transcript is spliced from 6 exons. Bases 1 to 579 code for a protein of 192 amino acids. Lineage: Eukaryota; Apicomplexa; Conoidasida; Eucoccidiorida; Eimeriidae. The record is from RefSeq and is a predicted model, not a curated record.